AUGCGACGUCGGGAAUUUUGGCGUUUUCCGUCCGUUUUGUUGUUUAUCGUAUGUGCGAUAAAUGAAAACUCAACGGAUCAACGUGUUGCAUUUCCGAAUUCUGAUAAUAAUUACCACGGUGGCAAUGGGAAUCACCUAAUACUCAUUUUUGCACCAGGAAUAAGAACUCAACUAAAUGAACGGGAAGACGCUUCAUCUUCGAGCGAUAUCAGUGAUUUGAGCUCCACUGAAGAUGACAUAAAGUCAUCACCUAAUGAUGAUAGCGCCUACUUUUUGUACCAUAUCUUACGAACUACAGAAGACAAUGAAAAUCUAGAUAAGAAAUUAGUAAACACCAUAGAGGAAACAAAAAGCGUACUACGUCCAAUACUUCGUGCGAGAUGUGAUAAGUUGAGGCAAUGUAAAAGAGCGUGCCCGAAGAAGAAAAUAAACUGUAUUAAAAAGUGUGUAAUAAAGAUCGAUGUCUAUGAAAUUUGUGAGCGGCCCAAAUCGAAAUGUAAACGAGAAAAAUGCGGCAUGACUUUACCUCCAAAGUGGCGAAUGAAA
Molecule: messenger RNA, 546 nt
Organism: Iphiclides podalirius (scarce swallowtail)
Lineage: Eukaryota; Metazoa; Arthropoda; Insecta; Lepidoptera; Papilionidae
Source: the annotation of a GenBank genome assembly